Molecule: messenger RNA, 243 nt
Organism: Exophiala bonariae
Lineage: Eukaryota; Fungi; Ascomycota; Eurotiomycetes; Chaetothyriales; Herpotrichiellaceae
Gene: SMG1
Product: Serine/threonine-protein kinase smg1
Exons: 3
Coding region: 1-243 (80 amino acids)
Biological process (GO): spliceosomal snRNP assembly; mRNA splicing, via spliceosome
Cellular component (GO): U12-type spliceosomal complex; catalytic step 2 spliceosome; P granule
Molecular function (GO): RNA binding
Source: RefSeq, a predicted model, not a curated record
AUGCCUCAAGCGCAACCCGAGCUCAAAAAGUACAUGGAGAAGCGGCUCUUCGUGCAGUUAAACGGCAACCGCAAAGUGAUCGGCAUCCUGCGCGGCUAUGAUGUCUUCUUGAACAUCGUGCUGGACGAAGCGGUCGAAGAGAAAGCCGGCGGCGAGAGAGAGAGGCUGGGCAUGGUCGUGAUUCGAGGUAAUUCGGUGGUGAUGCUCGAGGCGUUGGAGCGCAUGGGCGAUGAUCGCCGAUGA